AUGGCAAGUAUUCGAGGGUUCUUCAGAGGAACUCCAGCUGGAUCUGACUUCCGCUUUACCGAUAGUGAGAAGAAGCAAAUAAAAUCCAUGAAAUUCCCUGAGAACUUCAAUGAAAAGGUUGAUAUGAGUAAAGUCAAUCUUGAAAGCAUGAAGGGUUGGAUCGCUAAGGAAAUAAACAGUAUUUUGGGUUUUGAAGACGAUGUUCUAAUCGAUAUGAUUUAUAAUUUGUUAUCACUGGAUGAAAAAGUGGAUCCCAAGCACAUUGAAGUCACAUUGAUUCCCUUCUUAGAACGAAGUGCUAUCGGGUUUACCGAAAAGCUGUGGUCCUUACUGCUUUCUGCCCAAAAAGAUCCUUUAGGAAUUCCUCAAGAGUUCGUGGAGCAGCGAAUGGAAGAGCUCAAGAAGCAGAAGGAAAAAGAAGCUGCUACAAAGGCGAAAAUCGAAUCUUCGAUCACAGAAGCCAAAGCGACAGCAUCACCCACGGAAGAUGCUGAUCAUGCCAAGGUUGUUUCGGAUAACUCUCGUUUAAAGCCGAUUUUGAAAAGACGGUCACGGAGCCGAUCCAGGGAUCGUCCCUAUCGUCGUUCACGAAGUCGAUCAUGGAGACGUGAUCAUCGCUCCAGUCGCUAUGAUCGAAAACGAAGUUAUUCGCGCAGUAAAGACCGAAACCGAAGACAUGGACGACGAUCGCAUAGUCGAAGCCGAAGCCGAAGCCGAAGUAAUUCCUAUGAUUCCUACGAUGCUUCGGAUUCGUAUGGCUCGUAUGAUUCGUAUGACUCCUAUGGAUCGUACAGCGCGAGUCCAGAGAGAAAACCGGAGAAGGAUACAUCGAAGAAGAUAAAGGAAUGA
Molecule: messenger RNA, 849 nt
Organism: Blastocystis hominis
Lineage: Eukaryota; Bigyra; Opalinata; Blastocystidae
Exons: 6
Coding region: 1-849 (282 amino acids)
Biological process (GO): mRNA processing; regulation of mRNA splicing, via spliceosome
Cellular component (GO): spliceosomal complex
Molecular function (GO): RNA binding
Source: RefSeq, a predicted model, not a curated record